AUGUUGCCCCGAUGGAACGUCGUCCUAUCGCUCGUUACGAUUGGCCUCCUUCUCGAGCCAUGUCACUGCAACUUGCCGCCGAUUUUCACUCAGGACAUGAACAACCUGGCGCUGUCGGAGCAAACGCCGGUCGGAUCGAUCGUGUACAAGCUGGAAGGCUACGACCCGGAAGGCGGUAACGUUUCGUUCGGUUUGAUCGGCUCGGAUAAUUUCAUCGUUGAUCCCAUUUCCGGCGACGUCCAGGUGGUCAAGGAGCUCGAUCGAGAGACCCAGGACACGCUAUCGUUUUCCGUGUCCAUCCGCGACCGCGUCAGCCCAUCGGGCAUUGAGACGGAAAAUGACAACAUUGUCAACGUGCCGAUCACCAUCAUCGUGCUCGAUGAGAACGAUAAUCCGCCGGAAUUCCAGAACGUGCCGUACGAAACGGAAGUACUGGAGAACGCCUCUCCAGGAACCACCAUUUUCGAUGGCAUUCUGGUGACGGACCGGGACACGGUCGGAGAGAACCUGGACGUGUCGUGCAUCCCGCAGCGUCAGAAUCCGGACGCUUGCGAGAAGUUCUCGGUGGAGGUGACGGAAAGCCAGCAGGACCGGCUGACGGCCGCCGUUGUGCUGAAAGAGAAGCUUGACUACAACGACCGCAUGAUCUAUCAGAUUCUGCUCGAUGCCAGCGACGGGCUGUAUAACGCUUCGGCCGGGCUGGAGAUCCACGUGCGUGACGUGCAGAACUCACCACCAGUGUUCCAGGGAUCGCUCGCUGCCGUUAUUAACGAGGACAGUCCAAUCGGCACGCUCGUGAUGGUUAUCCAGGCAAGGGACGGCGAUCGGGGACAGCCGCGUAAGAUCGUGUACGAGCUUGUGACGAAUCCGAUGGACUACUUCUUGCUGGAUAAACACACCGGCGAGCUGCGGACGGCGAAACCACUCGACAAGGAAGCCCUACCGGAUGACACCGGCCUGAUCAUACUGACCGUGAAGGCACGCGAGGUCGUCGACGGUGUGCCGGGCAAUGACAAUCUUACCGUGGCGACGACGCAAGCCUCGAUAACGAUCCGCGACGUAAACGACUCACCACCAAUGUUCAACAAGACCGAGUAUUUUGUGUCGCUGUCCGAAAACACGGCACCUGGAACGCCACUGCCGCUGGAGAUCAGCGUCCGCGAUCCGGAUGUGGGCGAGAAUGCGGAGUUUUCGUUGCGACUGAACGACGUCUCGAACGUGUUUGAUGUGGAGCCGAAGCUGGUGACGGGUUCGUCACAGAUUAGCAUACGCGUGGCCAACGGAACACUCGACUACGAGAACCCCAAUCAGCGCAAGUUCAUCGUGCUGCUGGUCGCGGAGGAAACAAAAACCAAUCCCCGGCUGUCGUCGACCGCCACGCUGACGGUGUCGAUCACGGACGCGAACGACAAUCGGCCCGUGUUCGAGCAGGACUCCUACUCCACCGCCGUAUCGGAGACCGCACACGCCGGGCAGCUGAUAACGACGAUCACGGCGAAGGAUCUCGAUUCGGGCCCGUUCGGCGAUCAAGGCAUUCGGUACUCACUGUCCGGUACCGGGUCGGAACUGUUCCAGGUGGACGCGAUAACGGGUGCCAUUUCCGUUGCCGACUGUCCUGCGAUGACCGGCGGUCAGCAUCAUCCAGUCGGGACGGUCCGGAGACGACGCCAAAUACCGACGCUUUCCGAGCUGCAGCACGAGUAUGGGGCCGACCGGAACCACCUGAACGCGUCGGCCCGGGGCGGCGUCGAGUAUAUGACGUACCGGAUUGUCAACAGUGGUGAAUCAAACGAGUACCACGACGUAAACGUGAUAGCGCCACCGACAAUUUCGAGUCUGUUCGAUGGGCCCGAAACGACCGCACCACCCGAGCCGGAAGAGUAUAGCAUACCGACGACGGCGCGCAUCGAACCGCCACUGCAGACGAACGACAUCCACUACCCGCAGCCACUGGCUGGCCCGGGGAGGGCACCCUGUCUCGACUACGAAACGCAAUCGGUGUACUACCUUUCGUACCGGGCGACCGAUGACGACGGUCGGGGCCAAACGUCGGUCGUGUCGGUGCGGAUCAGUUUGCUCGAUGCCAACGAUUCGCCGCCGGUCUGCGAAAGUCCACUCUACCGCGCCUCGGUGGACGAGGGGGCCACCGUGUUCGAGCCUCCGCUCAUCAUUAAGGCCCGGGAUCCGGAUGUCGUUUCCGAAAUCAACUACCGCAUCAUCGGUAACGAGGCCGUCACCCGGCAUUUCGAAAUCGAUAGACGCACCGGUCAACUGACAAUAUCGAAAUCGGUCGCCCUCGAUGUCAACCAUCUGAAGUCGGAAAAUGUGUUCUUCGGCGUCGAGGCUACCGAUGGGCUCUACACGACGUUGUGCAACGUGAACAUCACCAUCCGGGACGUUAAUAACCAUGCACCGCAGUUUGCCCGGGAAAACUAUCUCACCUCGAUCGAAGAGAACUUUCCGAUUGGUACAAACGUGGAACGCUUACAAGCUAUCGAUUUGGACACCGGAAUCAAUGCGGAGAUCAGAUAUCGCAUCCAGCAGGGCAGCUUCGAUGACUUUAGCAUCGACAAUAGAACGGGCAUUGUGCUGAUCGCGCGUAAGCUGGACUACGAUCGGCGCAAUACGUACCAGAUGGAGAUUGUUGCCGCGGAUCUGGGAACACCGAGUCUCUCCGGGACGACCAUGUUGACGGUCAGCAUCAUCAACAGCAACGACAAGGCACCGUACUUCACGCCGACAACGCAGCGGGCCGAAGUAAGCGAAGACGCAACGAUCGGAACCCUCGUCCAUACGCUGGUGGCCGUCGAUCCGGACGUGGCGUCAAGCGAAUCUCUGGACUAUGCUGCGACCGAACCGAUCACGGCGGUCGACAAGAACGGCAAGGAGGUGGGCGAAAUGGAGGACUUCAAGGACAUGUUCAUGAUCGACCGGUCCGGGAAGGUUUUCGUUAAUCGACGACUGCAACGUGACCGUUUCGCGGUUAUACGCGUAACCGUGCUCGUUACCGACACUACUGCGCCAUCGAUCCAGCAAGGCGCGGGGCUGCUGAUUAUUACGAUUACUGACGUUAAUGAAGAGCCGCCGCUGUUUUCGCCACCGUGGACCCCGGAAAGGCCCUAUUAUCACUUCCAGGUGGUGGAGGAGCAACCGAUCGGAACCAUCCUGACGACGAUGCAAGCAACAGAUGCCGACUCGACGAUUGCCGAAUACCGGAUGACGGAUAACGGCUUUUUCGAGAUCAACAACACGACAGGGUUGGUGCAAACAAAGUCCCGGAUCGACUACGAAACGGUGGCGGUUAUCCGGUUCAACGUGACCGUGGUGGACACUGGCAUCCCGCAGCGUACGUCGACCGCCCAGCUGACGGUGGACGUCAUCAACACCAACGACAACGAUCCGGAGUUCGAGGAGCCGGAGUACACGAUGCAGGUCCGGGAGAACAGCCCCGUCGGGACGCUGGUCGGUAUGGUGCGGGCCCGCGAUGCCGAUGCGGGCCUUUACGGCCAACUGACGUACACGAUUGUUGGCGAUCACAGUGGCAACUUUGCGAUCGACCCGGACACGGGCGCCAUCACGGUACACAAUGCGUCGGCACUGGACCGAGAGGCGGAACAGGAGGUGAGCCUGACGGCCAUCGCCACCGAUCGAGCACCGGACGCAGCGCGGCGAUCAACGACCGUGCCGGUGCAGAUCACGAUCCUGGACGAGAACGACAACGAGCCCCACUUUUCGCAGCAAAUCUACAUUGCGUCGGUCGCGGAAAAUGCCGCUCUGCAUCCACCGGCCGCCAUCUUGCAGGUCAGCGCUUCCGAUCCGGAUGAGGGGGCCGCGGGUGACGUGAAGUACGCGAUACUGUCGGAUAAUGUUGGCGGUAUCUUCCGGCUCGACGCCAACUCGGGCAUCCUGUAUCCUGGCGCCAGUUUAAUUGGGAAAAGCGGACAAUAUCGGAUCGAAAUUGAGGCGCGCGACGGUCUGGGCGCUGGACCGCACAGCGACACGGCCACAAUAAUGAUCGACAUCCAGAGUAUCAAUCAGCAUCGUCCCGUGUUCAUCAUGCCCGCCCUCUACAACGCUACGGUCGAGCUGCCGGAGAACCUGGCCACGGCAGACUAUUUGGUAAUGACGGUCAAAGCGACGGAUAAUGAUCCCGGUGCCAACGGCAAAGUGCUGUACUAUUUGCAGGUAAACAGCCAGAAUGUGCAGGAAACGGACGAGUUCAGCAUCAACGAGAUGUCGGGCGAGUUGCGCAUCCGGCGCCAGUUAGACCGGAAGCGGCAGGCACGGUACGAGCUGAUUCUGGUGGCCCGCGACCAAGGGACACCGGCCUGGUUCGAAACGCUCCGCUUCCUCACGGUCCUGCUGGUCGACGUCAACGAAAACUAUCCCGAGUUCCCCGACGCCUCGAAUCCGUACAAGUUCUUUAUCACCGAGAAUGGGCCCCGCGACGUUCGGAUUGGUAAAAUUCAGGCCUUCCUCGACAGCCCCAAUCCGACCAUCUUCUACUACAUGCUGCUGGGCAAUGACAAUGGCGCUUUCUACGUGGACAAAACGUCCGGCGAUCUAUACACGAACCGAUCGAUCGAUCGCGAAGAGAUCGACCUGUACAUGCUGUACGUGUUGGCCAGCAAGCAGUCGGAUCUGUACAUUAGUGAGCACGAGCGCGUUCUGCUUUCGACGAAUCAGCUCGAACGCAACGCGACCGUGGCCAAAGUGUGGGUCAGUGUGCUCGAUGUAAACGAUAAUGCACCCGUCUUCAAGCGAGACACUUACUAUGCCGGCAUCAGUUCGAAGGCAUCGAUCAACGAGCUGGUCACGAUCGUCAAUGCGACCGACCGAGACCUGGGGGUGAACGCGACACUGGACCUCUUCAUCCGGGGCUCGUUCCUGCACAAAUUCGGAGCCACCAAGACGACCGGCAGCAUUGUGCCGAGUCCGUUUUCGAUCUCCAAGGACGGUCGCGUCCUGACGGCCAACUAUAUGGCCGAAUACAACCAGGAUCGGUUCGUGUUGGAGAUCGUCGCGAAAGAAGUGGAGUCGCCGGAGCGUGAAGCUACCGCACGUGUGCACGUGUGGAUUUUCAACCCGGAGCAGCUGGUGCGCAUGAUUCUUUCACGGCCCCCGUCCGAAGUGCAUCUAGACCGGGAGGAAAUUGUGUCGGAAUUGGGUAACGCCACGCAGCGGCUGAUCAUCGUCGACGAGAUCCGCUACCAUGUCGACAGUCUGGGGCGCAUCCGGAUGGACUGGUGUGACAUGUACUUCCACGCGGUAGACGUGUCGACCCAAAUGAUUGUCCCCGUGGAGGAGAUCCUGCGUGAAAUCGACGCCAAAUAUGACUUCCUACAGGACUACAAUGCUGGAUUUUCAAUUCUCAAUGUGGUGCCAGCGUAUGCCGCCGCCACGCAGGACGACUUUGACUUGGCCCUGGCGGCCUUGAUUGCUCUACUCAUUGUCCUGUUUGUUGGAGCCGUUAGUUUUAUCGUUUUGUGCUGUUGCCUGAAACACUGGUCAAUUACAAUCCCCAGUGAAACGCGGAGGAAGGAUGCACUCAUCAAAAAGCAGAUCAUAGAGGAUCUAAACACUACCGAGAACCCGCUCUGGAUCGAACAGAAGCUCAAACUGUACGAAGAGCAGGAGCUGACGAUGCAGGUGUUUUCGGAACCAGACAUGUCACAGCAGCAAUCGAUGAACAACUCGAACAGUACCAACAGUGCCGGUUCGCAGGAUCCAUCGUCGCAGCUUUCGCUGACGCUUGGGCUGGACCAUCAGCUGCACCAUCAUCAGCCUCAGCAGCAGCCGCACCUUCGGCGAGAUUCGUACGACAUGUCGCAAGCGGGCGACAAUACGUACGCCACCAUUCAGCCACGCAACUACGGCACUAGCAACCUGAGCACGGUGCUCGGAAGUAGUCUCACGCCCGGCCACGGUCCUAUUGGCCCGUCCGGAGUGACGGGCGCAACAGGUGCAAGCGAAAUCGCAGACUACGCCACGCUGCGCAAUAGUCGUGCCCCUUCGCAAUUGUUCGAGUUUCGCGGCUCAACCUUCCAAGUGCAGCAACCGGGUGGAGGAGAUCAACCCGAUUACGUGACGGAGCUGAUGUAGGACGACGUGGCAAGCUGCUCGUGCACCGACAGAUCUAGGCUAAUUGGACUGGUUCACUGUCACAAUCCGGCAGUGCUAGACACAAAGGAGUGAGCUGCUACU
Anopheles bellator is the source of this 6204-nucleotide messenger RNA. Its product is annotated as cadherin-87A. The transcript is spliced from 20 exons. Gene Ontology annotation, molecular function: calcium ion binding. Bases 1 to 6102 code for a protein of 2033 amino acids. The record is from RefSeq and is a predicted model, not a curated record. NCBI's taxonomy places the organism in Eukaryota, Metazoa, Arthropoda, Insecta, Diptera, Culicidae. Gene Ontology annotation, biological process: homophilic cell-cell adhesion. Gene Ontology annotation, cellular component: cell-cell junction; plasma membrane.